GCUAGCAGCGGCAGCAGGAGGAGGAACCACAAAACAGAAGUCGGGAGAUAGAUUUUGACAUUAGUACGAUGAAGACGAUACUGUGAGGAGCUGCUAAACUCUGUGACAAUGAUCCGGACACUGAGCGGUGCGUCUUUUAAGGCUGUCCGGGCAGCGCAGCCCAAACUGCUAAAGGACAUUACAACAAGACAGCUGCACAACACGUAUGACGUGGCCGUGGUGGGAGCUGGCAUCGUGGGCCUGGCCACAGCCAGAGAGCUCCUCCUGCGACACCCGUCACUCAGCUUCAUCCUGCUGGAGAAAGAAAAACAGCUCGCUGUACACCAGAGUGGGCACAACAGUGGAGUCAUUCACAGCGGCAUCUACUACACGCCGGGCUCGCUGAAGGCCCGUCUGUGUGUGCGAGGAGCCACUUUAGCCUACGAGUACUGCGACAAGAAAGGACUCCCUUACAAGAGAUGCGGAAAGCUUAUCGUGGCUGUGGAGCAGGAGGAGAUACCCAGGCUGAAAGCUCUGUACGAGCGCGGCAUGCAGAACAAUGUGCGUGACCUCAGUAUUAUCGAUGCCAAGGAAAUCCGAGAGCGAGAGCCAUACUGCAGGGGUGUAAUGGCCUUGGAUUCACCCUAUACCGGCAUUGUGGACUGGAGGAUGGUGGCUCUCAGAUACGGCAAAGACUUUGAGGAGGCAGGUGGCACGGUGGUAACUGAAUCUGAGAUCAAUGACAUUUCCAUGGUCAAGGAGAGCCCAGCUGGGAGCACUGACGGAAUGAAAUAUCCAAUUGCCAUCAGAGACAAAAAGGGUAAUGAGGUGCGGUGCCGUUAUGUCCUGACCUGUGGAGGGCUGUACUCAGACCGCCUGUCACAGAUAUCUGGAUGCAGUCGGGAGCCUCGGAUUGUCCCCUUCAGAGGAGAUUAUUUGGUCUUGAAGCCAGAGAAACACUAUCUGGUGAAGGGAAAUAUCUACCCUGUCCCUGACCCACGUUUCCCCUUCCUUGGAGUCCACUUCACCCCGCGGAUGGAUGGAAGUGUUUGGCUCGGCCCCAACGCAGUCCUCGCCUUCAAACGGGAGGGUUACAAAGUGUACGACUUCAGCGCCCGAGACUUUGUAGAUGCACUCUCAUUCAGGGGCCUUCAGAAGCUGGUAAUGAGGAACAUGGCAUAUGGGAUUGGAGAAAUGUAUAGAGGAGUUUUCAUUGGUGCACAGGUCAAACUCCUGCAGAAGUACAUCCCUGAACUCACGCUGAGUGAUGUGCUCAGGGGUCCUGCAGGAGUUCGAGCUCAGGCUCUCGACCGAGACGGAAACCUCGUGGACGACUUUGUGUUCGACGGCGGGGUCGGGGAUGUGGGCAGUCGGGUGCUCCAUGUGAGAAACGCUCCAUCGCCGGCGGCCACCUCCUCCCUUGCCAUCGCUGAAAUGAUCGCGGACGAGGUGGAGAGUCGCUUCAAUCUGUAGAGAAACACGGUGAUCGCAGACAGAAGAAAGAGCCAAAAUAACCCAGCCACAUGAAAAUGGUCAAAUAGAUUUCAUUUGCGGUGUACACAUAGCCCAGUAUCACAAAUCACAGUUUGCCUCAAGAGCUUUACAGUCUGUACAUCAUACAACAGCCUCUGUCCUUAGACCCUCGGAUAGAAUGAGAAGAAACUCUCCCCAAAGAAACCUUUACCCUUUGAUACAACUAUGAUGUUGUAUCAAGCUGUCACUACCUCAGCAUCAUAGAGACAUUUUUAUUGCAGGUCAAGCCUUAAUUUAGGUGAAGAAAGAUAUCUUUGACUUAAUUCAAUUUUUAAGACUGUUUUUACUUUUUACUUGCUGUUUCAGGUUGUGUGUUGUGUUUACUCCACAUUUGCAGCAAAAAAUAUUUUUCUACCAAACGUUUAUCUAAAAAGUACGAGCAGCAUGAGUGAGUGAGCACUCUUAGUGAAAAUGUUGAGCGUAGAAAAAAAGGUGCAGCUCCAAUAAUAUCAUUUUGAACCUUUUUUUUGGGGGGGAAAAAAGAAGGAUUGUUUUCUUGAGUUAUAAAAUAUUUUAGAAUUAAAUGUAAAAAGAUUCUCCCUACUUGCAAGUGUGGGAAAGUUGGAUGUGAAUUAAAAUAGUUUUAUCAUUUUUUAAUUAAACCCUUUAUGUCGCACAAAGCUACAAAAUACACAGUUGAUUAAGAAAUACGGUUUGUGCUUAUUUCAUUUGAAUGUUUUGGCCAUUGGUCAGUUAAAAACACCAAGAAAUCAUAUCAAGACGAAAUACUCUAGUCUUAUGUCAUAUCUACAUUGGUGUAACCUGGGAACACGUGGAUGUUUUAGAAGUUGUUUAUGUGUGUGGGUGGUGAUUUUAUACAAUUCUGCCAGAAUUUGCUCUGUGUUAUAGCUUCAAACGCUUCACAUACUGUGAAAACUGUCCAGAUAAUAUUCCAAUAAAACCAAUCACCUUUUCUGUUAUUUCAUCCCAUUUAUUGAAAAGUGAGUGUGAAAGUAUUUGUACCAUAAAUGCAUAUUUUUGAAUACCAAAUGUACCAGUGUUUGUGGUUUGUGCCAUUUGCCUUUUAAACAUGGGCUACAUAUUAUUCUGUUUGUCUGAGGUACUUUUUAAAUAUUAAAAAGAAAGUAGGGAUUUUUGCCACAAU
This is a messenger RNA of Chelmon rostratus (copperband butterflyfish), 2617 nucleotides long. It is a transcript of the gene l2hgdh, whose product is annotated as L-2-hydroxyglutarate dehydrogenase. Bases 109 to 1452 code for a protein of 447 amino acids. The record is from RefSeq and is a predicted model, not a curated record. NCBI's taxonomy places the organism in Eukaryota, Metazoa, Chordata, Actinopteri, Chaetodontiformes, Chaetodontidae. The transcript has 10 exons. Gene Ontology annotation, molecular function: (S)-2-hydroxyglutarate dehydrogenase activity; (S)-2-hydroxy-acid oxidase activity.